Molecule: messenger RNA, 1271 nt
Organism: Rhodamnia argentea
Lineage: Eukaryota; Viridiplantae; Streptophyta; Magnoliopsida; Myrtales; Myrtaceae
Product: high mobility group B protein 9
Exons: 6
Coding region: 84-1049 (321 amino acids)
Molecular function (GO): DNA binding
Source: RefSeq, a predicted model, not a curated record
AAAAAAACUCUUCUUCUUUCUCAUCUCAGGCCCCUUUGCUUCUCCUCCUCCUACUCCUCCUCCUUCAGUCUCCGACGAGGCCCAUGUCGGCGGACGGCCGAUGCAAGAGCUGGAACGGCAAGCUUUAUCCGGCAGCUCUUGCCUCUCACGACGACGUCGUUAAGGACCAUGUUCUCUUCUGGGACGCACUCAGGCGCUUCCAUUUCAUGAUGGGUACCAAGUUCAUGGUUCCUGUGAUUGGAGGGAAGGACCUUGACUUGCACGUUCUGUAUGUGGAGGUUACUGGGAAAGGCGGUUAUGAAAAGGUUGUGGCAGAAAAGAAAUGGAGGGAAGUCAGCAACGUGUUCAGGUUUUCUCCAACAACAACAAGUGCUUCCUUUGUCCUGAAAAAGCACUACUUCAGUUUCCUCUACCAUUAUGAGCAAGUUUACUUCUUUAAGCAGCAUGGUCCCCUUAGUUCUCCUCCAGCAGACGUGUUUUCUUCUCCUGGGUCUUCGGGCAAGCAUAAAUUAGCAAUCAGGGAAUGUUCCUCUGCAGCAAAAUCUAAUUGUCCUGAUCCUGUGGUUGGAGGAAAAUCAUGCUUUGAAGCUGUCGGGAUGAUUGAUGGCAAAUUCGAUUGUGGCUACUUGGUCUCGGUGAAGUUGGGCUCUGAGAUUCUUAAAGGAGUACUGUAUCACCCAGAUCAUCAUGGUCCAGCUAACCUGACAACGCAUUCAAAUGCCCUGGUGCCAUACGCCCGCAAGACUCGCCAUGUCCGUAGACGACGGAGCAGGAGACGAGGAGAUCCAAGCUACCCGAAGCCCAACAGGAGUGGCUAUAACUUCUUCUUUGCUGAGAAGCAUUAUAAGCUGAAAUCGCUCUACCCAAACAGGGAAAGGGAGUUCACAAAAAUGAUAGGCGAGUCUUGGACCAAACUCGGCCCUGAAGAGCGAAUGGUGUACCAGAAAAUUGGGCAGAAAGACAAAGAAAGAUACAAGAGGGAGUUGCAGGAGUACAGAGAAAGGUUGAAGCUGAGGCAAAGCUUUGAUGCGGAGAGAGCUGACCACUAGAGUUUGACCUGAAGAUGGCCAAGAAAUAUUCCCGGUUCAUGAGUAUCAAGUGUCGAGAGUUACAAGAGAUUUUGAACAAGUAAGAAAAAGCGGCGAAGUCCCAAGGAAUCUGGUCUUGCUUGCUUUUUGUGUAGCCCUUCUGUAACUGAACUGCGGAUGUUAAAUGUAUCGGCUCAGGUACUCAUAGAAACUGUAUCAAUGGUUUCACACCUUACAUGACUA